UUUUUAAAUAACAAAAAAGUAUAUUACAAAAUAAAAUUUUAAAAAAUUUAACAAUGCCGUCUUGCACAGAACCAAAAAAAAAUUCAAUGUUUCUCAUGAAAUUAUAAAUAUUUUGGAUAUCUCUUUCGAUAAUUGUCAAAAUAACACCAGAUUCGAAAAUGAAUUUUUCAGGAAGAACAAUUAUUCAGUCAUUGAGACUAAAUACUUUGAGAAAAUCAUGUAUUUUUCGAUUUUCCGAACUAUUGAGGAAAAAUAAUACACGAACAUUUGUUUCACCAUCUAAAAAUGGAUUUAAAACAAAAAAAAAAUUGAAAGAUAAUGUGUCAUCUAAGGCUUAUUUAAUAUAUAAUAAUUCUUUUUCGGCGACAAUUGAAUUUGGUUUUCAUUUAAAAAGAAUAAUGUUUGUUAUCAUUUCAAUGCACUUUAUUUACUGUGUUAAACUUUACUUCGAAGGUAAUCUUAAAUUUCCUAUGAUGUUUGGAAAAGAGAUUUUCAUAAGAAGAGAAACAGAUUUGAUUUUAGGAUAUUCUGUAGCAUAUUUUAUUAUACUGUCUAUAAUUUUUCUAUGUAAAUGGACAGUUUUACGAAUUUAUUUCGAUCCCACAGAAAAAGUUUUCAAAACUGUAGUUGUUGGUAGUCUACCAUAUUUAAGAAGGAUUAUUAAUAUUAAACCAAAUAGUGUCUCUAUUAAAACUAGAAGUUAUCUUACAAAAGAACAUCGAACAUUUGAAUAUACAGUGGAUGGUAGGAGAUUAUUAAUGUUUGACGAUUAUUUUAAAACGCCAUCCGAUUUAUAUAGAAUGUUAAAAUAUAUUCCUUAAAGGAAUUUUUAUUUUAAUAAAUUAAUAUUAUGUAUAAUUGCUGUUUUAUAAAUUUGCCUUGACCAAAAAAAAAAAAGGUAUUUAUUACUUUUUUUUUAUAAUAGAAGUUCGUAUAGUGCUGAUUUUUGGAUAGAACUAAGAAAAAUAUAUUGUCUAUUGUAGAAUAUAUUUAUUUCUACUAACUGAAUAUAAAAGGAAAGAAAAUGCUCCUUUUAACUAAAGAAGAAGAAGAAGAAAUGAACAUAAAGCAAAAGCGAAAAAUAUGCACUGCAUCAGACUCUGAGAUUCAAAGUGAUUCAAAGUUCUUUGCCUCUGGAUCCUCAUGCAUGGGAGUAAAUGAGAAGGAAACAUUAAGAUCUUGGAUAAGGGUCUUUAUCCAGGCGAGAGUCGCUUUGUAGUUUCCCCUUUCCGUUUUUGCGCAAUGAACAAUAUUGGACUUGAGUGAACCAUGCGCAUCAAGAUCGACUUGAAACCCUGUUGCGACACCUGCCACCGUCGCAACGACGUCGAGACGCCCCAGUCGAAUUAUCUCUUUGCUUCCAAAAGCUCUUCCUAAUUUUUUUUUCUCUCUUUCUCUCUUUCUAUAAUACAAAAUGCAUCGCAAUCAACGAAAUGGAUCAUUAAACAAUGAUCGUGACAGUGUCAAAAAUGACCUGGAUUUUCCGUGACCUUCGCAAAUUCAAAUAUAUAGUGUUCUUUUGUAAGAAAAAAAAAAAAAAAAAAUUAGCGUUUAUGUAGUCAAGUCUCGGUCAUUGGUCGGGGUGACUCCCGUUCCUUAUCAUCUAUUGUCACUCAUUUUAAUUAUAAGGAAACAACAGUUAAAAUAAAUAAUUCAAAGAUACGAAAAAAUGGCCUGUUCGCCAACAAGUAUUGAAAGUCAAAUAGACAGCUUCCUAGAACAAUUCAAACGUAGUGCUUCCCGCGCGAUGGAGGAGACUCAUCAUCUUCAUCAUCAUCAUCAUCAUCAACAACAUCAUCUCCAACGGUCCAGCAUCUAUAAUGCCAGCAGUAUCAGUAGAAGUCGCAGUGGUAACCUCGAUCUUGAAGUUUUGGAAGUUGAAGAUGUUGAGAGUAUGACCGGUGAGAUAGAAAAUGGGGAUCUAGCUGUUAGAGACGUUGCAGACAUCCUCCAACCGCAAUAUGCUAUCAUUACUGGUGGCAAAACGAGAGAGGGAUGUCCAUUAGUCACGUUUCCCGAUCAUGGCAAUUUUCACAAUCUCUCAGACUUGGACUAUCAACGUCUCAUGCUAUAUCUCACAUCAGUACCAACUUUACAAGAGGCUGAUUUAGGAUUUCAUCUGAUAAUCGAUCGUAGAAACGACAAAUGGAAUUCUGUAAAAACGGUCCUUUUAAAAAUUUCCGCAUUCUUUCCUGGAUUAGUGCAUGUCGCUUAUGUUUUGCGACCAGCGGGUUUUCUUCAAAAAGCAAUUUCAGAAGUAUCGAAUAAAUUAUUUCGAGAAGAUUUUAAAUUUCGAGUAAUAGUUUUGGCCAAUAUCGUUGAACUUUAUGACUUUGUGGAUAAAGAUCAAUUAACAGAAGAACUUGGAGGCGAUUUACCCUAUUGUCAUCACACAUGGAUUCAAAAUCGAAUUAAUUUAGAGAAAUUUUCCUCAAUGACACAAGAUGUCUCUUUGGCACUUGAUUCAUUCACUCGUCGAUUGGCUGAAAUUGAAUUUCCCAACAAUACAAUUGCAACUACUACAUUAUUAAAUCAACAACAAAUAGAAUAUAAUGAAUUAAAGGAAGAAAUUGUAGCGGCUGCACGACAUGGAGAAGCAUUACUCGAUAGUAUUCGUCAACUAACUGGAAAAGGAACCGUUGAUCGAUUAGGAAAUGUAGCUGCGAUUGAGAGGUUAUUGGUACAGUUGGAAGAAACUGAAAGGACUUUUGACUUAUUUUGGUCUCAUCACAGCUCGCGUUUAAGGCACUGUUUAGCUCUUCGACAAUUUGAACAAGAUUUUAGAGAAUUGCAAGCGAAUUUGGAUCAACAUUUAAAAACCAUUGAGGAAAUGACGGAGGUUGGAGAAACUCAAGCAAGAGUUGAUCAAUUACUGCGAGAUACUUCCGCUUUUCAAAGAAUAUGCAGGGGAGACAUAGAUCGAGCAGAAGAAGUUAUCACAGCUGGUCAACAAUUACUAUCUGGAAGACAUCAAUGCCCUGCAGAAGUUGUCGAACCAAAAUGUGCAGAACUUCAAAGAGUAUGCACUAUUUUGAGUCAAAGACUCGAAAGGCGACUCGUCACAUUAACAAAAUGUCGAGAACUUAUGGAAAGAAUCGAUAAGGCGAACACUUGGUGUACUAAAGGAAUAGAAUUGUUAGCAGCUCAAAAUAGUUCAACACCGGCAGAUCAAGCUCUUCAAGAACUUCAACAAUUAAUAGAAGCGGCGGAAGAAUUUCACCACCCACGAUGUAUUUUUCAGGAUUCAAUUAUGCCAGAAACUAAAGCUCUUGUCACUCAGGUUUUACAAAGAAUAGAAGAUGUAUCAAUGAUGUGCGAUAAAAGGAUAAUGGCAUUGAAACAACAAUUAAUGAAGCCAGCGAGACCAGUUCAAACUGUAACACCAGAACCAGCAAAACCCAUUCAACCAGCACCACAAAUCAUCAAACCAGGAAGAAUUUUGAAGAAAGCUAAUACAAUGCCAAAAAUGGAAAUGUGUCCAAUCGAAGGCGAAUCUUCAUCUCCAGAAAGUGAACCUCGAGAUAUUGAAGUUUUAAAACAAAAACGAGGGCACGUUUUAGCAGAACUUUUAGAAACAGAACGAAUUUAUGUAGCGGAACUUGGUUCUAUUAUUAAAGGUUACAAAAUGGAAUUGACAAACGAAGCAAUGAUUCAUUUAGUUCCUGCUCCAUUAUUUGGCAAAGCUGAUGUUCUUUUUGGAAAUUUAGAAGAAAUUUGCAUUUUUCAUGGAGAAACAUUUUUGCGUGAUUUAGAAAAUUGUAUUUCAAAUACAGAACUUGUAGCUUUAUGCUUUGUACAAAGGCGAGAGGUUUUCUUCAGGCUGUAUAGUUAUUAUUGUCAAAAUAUUCCAAGAUCAGAGAGAUUGCGUGAACAAAUUCAAAAUGAACCACAAUUUCUUGUGACUUGUCAACAAAAAUUAGGUCAUAAAUUGCCUUUGGCUGCUUAUCUUUUAAAGCCAGUGCAACGAAUUACAAAGUACCAACUUUUGUUAAAAGAUCUCUUAAAAUAUAGCGAUGAACAAUCAUGUUGCACAGAAUUGCAAGAGGCAUUGGAUUGUAUGCUUAUUGUAUUAAAAUGUGUUAAUGACAGUAUGCAUCAAACUGCAAUUACUGGAUUUGGGGGAGAUUUAAGUGCACAAGGAGAAUUAUUAUUACAAGGUUCAUUUAGUGUUUGGACUAGUAGUAAAAGAGAACGAUUACUAAGAUUAAAACCAUCUCAACGGCACAUUUUUUUGUAUGAAAAAGCUAUUAUAUUUUGUAAACACAGCAAACCUCAAGCACACGACAAAGCGACCUAUCAUUUUAAAAGAUAUUUAAAAAUGUCCCAGAUUGGCUUGACGGAAUCAGUGAAAGGUGAUGCAAGAAGAUUCGAAAUUUGGUUACAAGGACGUGCUGAGGUACACACAAUUCAAGCACCGAGUAUUGAUGCAAAACAAUCUUGGGUACGACAAAUUAAAGGAGUUUUAAUGUCACAAUUAGCGGAACUUAAAGGAAAACAAAGUUCAGCGCUUGGAAAAACAAAUCAUAAACCACUUCGACAAACAAUUUCGUGGGAUGCUCAAAGUAAUCUUUCUGGUUCUCUACGUACACUAUCUGUUGAUGGAAACAGUGUUAUUUCUCAUAUUUCCGAUGUUUCACAAUCAACGGAAGAAGAUGUGGGAUGGAGCUCGGAAAAUAGUAAUACCGACGAUGAAGAUACAUUUAGUGAAAAUCCUGGACCCGCACAGUCGAUCCGAGGCCUGUACAAGGGUGGAAGAUACGUUGCUCUGGCUGAUUAUUGUGCAGUUGGUCAAUCGGAAGUAACGAUGCGCGAAGGUGAUCACUUAGAAUUGUUAAAGGUUGGCUGUGCAGGCUGGUGGUUCGUUAAAUUAAUUGGAUCCGGAAUUGAAGGUUGGGCACCCGCAGCAUACUUGGAACCAAUCAGUCGAAAAACGUCUCGUAGUUCACAAUCUGUAAAUAGUCAAGAUCCCAUAUGAAACAGGCGACUAACACACUAGGUUUAUCCUCGUGUGUUAGAUAAACUCUAUAAAUAUUAAUGCAAUCAAUCUAAAAAAAAAAUUUCAAAUUUCAUAUAAAUUUCGAUACGAAUUUCAGAAAAAUAAAAUUUUCUAAAAGAUCAUGAAAGCGAAUGAACGAAAUUUAGAAAUGAAAGAAAUAGAGAAAAAGAUCAGUGUUUUCAAACAGAUCUAAUGGACAAUUUAAAAAUUUCAUUGCAAACAUUAAAUUUUUUAAUGAUGUUUAAAAAAUGAAAUAUGGAAAAAAAUAUACAAUUUUAAUAGAUUUAAAGAAAACAAAAACAUUGAAUCGGCAUGAAAAAAAAAGAAAACAGGGAUUAAUUAAAUGUCAAAAGAAAAGAUGUCAUACAACUGCCAUAUUGAUGUACAAUGGAAGUUUGCAAAUGUCGAUUUUUUUUUCUAGAUAUUUAUAUUGGUAAGAAUUAAAGAUCAGUUUUGAUGGCCCAACCGAUUUUAUCGGAUUUACAGAACUUUUCACAAUGAUAUCGUAUCCGAAACACGGAUAAAUAAGUGAUUAAAAUAACUGAAUAGUUGUUUAAGUAGUUAAAUGCAAAUAAAUAGUUUUUUUCCUUGAAAGUGGAAUAAUUUUUUAAAGCAUAAAAUGCUCGCAUUUAAUGUUAUAUAUAUAUAGUCACAAAGUGAAACGAGCAUGCCCAAUUGAGCAAUUUUUUGUUUCAAGUAAAACACUUUUACCUGAACCAUACCAAAUAUUUGGCACUUAUUUGUAUAUAUAGUUAAACUUAAAAAGCACCCAGUGCAUGGGAGUUUUAUUACAAUGUUAAGAAGAACAAAAAAAAAAAAAGAAAAAAAAAAAGAGAAACAACAAUUUUCUGAGUACCAAAUCUACUAGUGCCGGUAUCCAUAGGUCAUGAAGACCAUAAGUUGCUAGAAUUUUGUUAAAUAUUAAGAAAUCUAUCACGGAACAUAAUAUUGAUUAGUACCGAGAUAUGUGCAAUAAUUUUAGAGAAUAUUGAAAUAUCAAAAGAAAAAACAAAAAAAAAGAACUUGUACUUAGGACCAACUUGAAUUGAAGCAAAAGAUGCAAAAGUAUGUGAUAUAUUUAAUGGUGAGAAAAAUAUUUAAGAAUGAUGAUAAUUUGGACAAGAUUACUUUUGCAGAUUUUGUUAAAUUCAAGUAAAAAUAAUAUUCCAUUUUAUACUUGAUCGUAUUGACACUAGAAGGAUAGUAAUGUACUAUUUUAUUAUUAUUCUAAACAUUUUAAAAUGUUUUUAAUUUCUUUUAGAUUUUUCAAAGUUUUGAAAGUUAUAAAAAAAAUUUACAAAUUUAAGUUUCCUAAACUUUAAAAUCCUUUAGUUAAACUAACUAAUUUCCCUUUAUAUGAUUAAUUUUUACCGUAAACAUAGCAAGCAUUAUUAUUAAUGCACUAAAAAAUUAUUUAGCUGAAGAAACGCGUUAUUAGUUUACUAACAUUCGAGUAGCUGUUUUUUUUCUUCUUUUUUAAAUAAAAUUCGUUUUUCUUAGCAUUUUAUGAAAUUUUAGUUAAUAAUUUACAUUUUUCAAUUAUUUUACUAACUCAAAAAUCUGUCUUGCCAAAAAAUUUUUUACAUCUUAUAACUUUUUUAAAAAAAAUUUUUUUUUUUUCAAUUUCGUAAAUAAUUUUCAAAUUGAUUGAUUCUAAAUAAAAAAUAGAAUUAAAAAGAAAUUUUAAUUUCCUGAAUUACUACUUGCGUGAAAAAAGCUGAUGUAAAGUGAUAACAUUUUUUAAAAACUCUAAUAUUUAAAUUAUCGCCCAUUUUUACACCGUCCUCUUACAAAAAGGCCUCAUCUAUUCGAGCUUUCGAUAUUAAUCGUUCUCUUUUUUUCUUUUAAGAAUAAACUAUCUUUCCAUUUAUACGUAAAGGAUAAUUAAUUUUGUGAUUUAUUAUUUAUAUAUACGUACUGCUUCGAAAUUAUAUAUUUUGAGAGUUUAAUUUAUAAAUAUUUUACAGAAUUAUUGCAUGAUUUUAUAUGUGUAAGAAUUUUUUUUAUAUAAAUCUAAAAUAUUUUUCAAACUUAAUUUAAAAAUUACGUGAAUCUGUUACUGUUUUAAAUUUGUUAAGAAUAUCAUUUAGGAUCUAUUUUUAUAAAGAAUUUCAUAUAUCAUGUUUUUUAUUUAUAAUACUAGAUAAUUUUUUUUAUUAGCAAUUAUGUUAUAAGUAUAGACAAAUUGUGAAUUUAGAAGAGAAUUACUUUUAUUGGUAAAAAUAAAAAUAUAUUUGUUUUUUAAAUUCAAGGGGAAUUUAAUUCUGUAAUAUUGUUCAAAGACAGACUAUAGAAAGGAAUACACAUUCAUAUAGACAAUAAUAUUGUCCAUUUUGAAGAUUAAUAUUCAUAUAUAAUCAUCUUUUUCAAUAAGAAUUUGCUAAUAACAAUUGUACCGAAACCGUCAUUCAUCUUCCCUCAAAAAGAUUAGGCAAAUAGAAGGUGUUUUCUGCUAAUAGACAUGUAAAAAAAAAAAUUAAAAAAUUGUUAAUCCAGUAUAGAGUCACUUUAUCUCUCGAAAAAAAUGCUAAGUAAUUCAUUUGUAAAAGAAUAAUAUUUAUUCUAAGAAUUCACAAUCUUAUAAUAAUAACGGUUCCUUGAUCGUUCCUUGAAGAAAAGAAAAAUUUAGAAUCUAUUUUUACAUAAAUAAUAAUAUGAUAAUAAUAAUUAUACAUAUAUACGCCGAAAUCGCUUCUAUUUGCAAAUUGUGAUUAAUUUUGAAAAUUUAGUGGGCACCUGUAUCACUAUCUCUCAAAACUAUAUAUAUAUAUAAAAAAAUCAUUUAUACGUUUUGAAAAAAUUUUAAGAGUCUUUGGAAUAAAAUUCGAUAAGCAAAUAUAUUGCUCAAUAUUUAAAAACAAAAAUUCUAUUUUAUCUUAAUAAAAAAAAAAAAGAAAGAUUUGUCAAAAUUGAAAUAUUUCAAGACUUCUUAUCACGCACCUUACGAACUGUUUCCCAUCACACCCCAUUCUAUGCAUAUAGUUCUGAGUAGAAUUAAAGCUGUAAUUCCAAUAUUAGAAUUGAAAAUAUAAAACUUAACAACACAACGAUAUAAGAAUUUCUCUUAAGCUUAAUCAUUGUGUACGCUUAGAAAUCUAUAUAAAAAAAAAGAUUACAGGCUCCUUUUUUGACGAAAUAAUACACAUUGUAUUAUAUCUAUUCUAAAAUAGGAAUUUAACAUUUAUAAACAUAAAACCUAGUUGAACAAUCAUAUCUAGGAUUUUUUGAAGUUUUACAAAAUUCCAUAAAAUCAUUAAAUUGAUGUUAAUUGACGAAUAUUUCAACGUUUAUAUAGUGCAGUGCAAUAAACAAACUUUUUAUUGAAUUACAAAUUGGAAAUGUUUUUAUAAAAACAACGCUUUAAAUUGCUUUAAUGCAAUUUUUAAAAAAAUUCUCAUUACACGGAAAAAAAAAAUUUAUUUGAUUCAAAUAAUCGGUUACUUAACUAUUAUCAAAUAAAUAUUUACUUGAACCAAAUAAUUUUGGAAUUAAAUAAAUAAUAAACAUGUAUUUGUAUCAAUAAUUUAUAUAUUUGAAACAAAUACCAUUUAAUUGACUCAAAUAAUAAUUAUAUUUGAUACAAAUAAAUAUUUAUUUGAUAAUAGUCAAGUAAUCGAUUAUUUGAAUCAAAUAAUUUUUUUUUCAGUGUUACUAACGAACGAUGCUAUUUAUUUUAAUAAUUUCUUUUUUAAUCAAAAAAGGUGAAGUUACAUAUAUAUAUAAUUCUUCACUCAUUGCGCAUAAGAGUUAUGAUAAAAAAGACAAAUUGAAAAAAAUAAUAAAGGAAGAAAAUAAUUUUCCAAUGUAGAAUAUAUAUAUAUAAUUAAUAAGAGGCCAGUACCGAAUAAUUUAUUGAAAAAUAGAUCAAAGAAAACGUUUAGCUUUAAAUGUCGCUAUUAUAGAAGCUGUUGCUGAUAUAUAUUAUAAGGUAUAUACCCUGAACAAUGUGACUGUUAGUUUUUAAACAUUGCACAUUUUAUGAGGUUGAAUUAAUGAAAGAUGCAAAAAGAUGAUUAGAAGACUUGAGAAAUGUAAUAGUGAACAAAAACAAAGAUAUUUUAACAAAUUCUUGAUGUCACAGGAAAAAAAAAGAAAAUCAAUAAUUUGUUAAAAUUUAUAAAUACCAGUUGAAUGAAAAAAAAAAUGGUUAAAUGAUAUUUGUAAGUUGUGUCCAAGCACUUAGAAAUAUUUUAUUAUAGAUACCCUAGUACAAAAACAAAUUGAUUUUUGAUAGACUUAUAUGAUUUAUAUAUACAGGGCUAUAUUGAUCUGUUUGUUAUUUGUCUGUAAAUAAUAAUAAACCCAG
Molecule: messenger RNA, 9302 nt
Organism: Leptopilina boulardi
Lineage: Eukaryota; Metazoa; Arthropoda; Insecta; Hymenoptera; Figitidae
Product: guanine nucleotide exchange factor DBS-like
Exons: 18
Coding region: 1670-4975 (1101 amino acids)
Biological process (GO): intracellular signal transduction
Cellular component (GO): cytoplasm
Molecular function (GO): guanyl-nucleotide exchange factor activity; protein binding
Source: RefSeq, a predicted model, not a curated record